UGGCAGGUGAGGUUAAUCAUCCAACUGACCCGAGUAAUAAACAUUCAACACAGCCAAAAACUACUUGAUAAUCAGCAGAGUGCACCGGAAAUGAGGAACGUUUGUCUGAGUGGUGAGAAACUGAAAGAAAUGUCACCGAACCCUCCGGUUUCCCUCGGCUCUCUGGACCGUUCUUCUUUUACCUCCUCCAGAUGAUUAUUCUGCUGCUCAAGUAGUUUGUUUUGUCUCAGCACUGUCUUCAGUUUCAGCCAACAGCUGCGAACAUUUAACAGCUAAAGACACAGAUGUGAUUCCCUCAGGAGAUGGUGGAGACCAAAGACAGAGCAAAAAGGGACGAUCAUGGGCCCACACGGCAUCAACCGAGCUGUACAGAGGCUGGAGUUCAGCGACUGCAAGAAGGGACUCGGUGUGAAAAUCAUCGGAGGUUACCGAGAGUUCACAGGAGAAGAGUUUGGUAUCUACAUCAAGAGGGUGGUCGGCGGGGGACUGGCAGCUCAGGACGGUCGGCUUAAGUCAGGUGACCUCAUUUUGGAUGUCAAUAACAUCAGUCUGAUAGGAGUGACCAAUGAGAGGGCGGUGGAGAUCUUGAGGACGGCCUCGCUGUCCAAUCACAUGGCCCUGCUGAUCGCCAGAGACGAUGAAUCCAGGAGGGAGUUUGCUGAGCUGAUGGAAAAGUACGGCUCCAAUAAUAUCACCGCUUCAGGACGAAUCUCCCCCCCUCAGCUCUCCACAGGGAAGCUGACAGACACGGCCUCCUCCUCGUCCUCUUCCAGAUCAGAGAGUCCUCAGCUCCUCAGUCCUAAAGAGGGGGUCACCACCUACACCCACGCCCCCCCUUACACUGCCAACCCCACCUACACCGUGCACACGUCCACGCACGCCUUCAGUGACAGUGUCAUUCAGUUGAUCUGCGUUGCCAAGGGAACAGGCCUGGGGCUCGUCAUCAAGGGCGGAGCUAACCGUGCAGAGGGACCAAUGGUGUUCAUUCAGGAAAUAGUGCCUGGAGGAGACUGCCAGAAGGACGGCAGGCUGCAGGUCGGGGACCAGCUGGUGUCCAUCAACAAAGAGUCCCUGAUCGGAGUGACGUAUGAGGAGGCCAGGAGCAUCCUGACACGCACCAAACUCAGACCGGACCCCACUGUGGAAAUUGCCUUCAUCAGGCGGAGGUCCUCCUCCAGCUCCAGCAGCGGGCCUCACAGCCCAAUCUCCCUCCAGGGCUCCGGCGGAGGAGGCGGACCCAGCGCCAGGCCCCCAGGUCUGGGCGUCACGCCUCCACAACCCGCCGUGGUUACGAAGAUCACCUCCAGCCGAAACCCCGCGUGCGAGACUCUGCCAGCAGUUAACGUCAGCCAGGUGCGAGUGUCUCCAGCCAGAACAGAGCAGAGUGUCCCCUCCCCUCCGGAGGCCAACAGCAUCUCCGAUACCAGCGCUGAACCUGCCAGCAGUCAGCCUCAUCAGAGGAAACGUUCCCUCAGCACCAGCUGUCGCCUCAAACUGGAGCGGGUGGAGCAGGCUCUGGAUCUGCUCGGUCUGAAGCCCACAGAGGCUCAGCAGCAGGCGAUCAGGUCCAGACUACGAGCUGAUCCUGAGGGGACGGUGGCCGUCACAGAUUUCGAGAGCCUGAUCAGGGAGCUGUUCAAGCCUCAGCUGGAGGAGUUGGCCGUCACCCAGCCGGGGUCGAGGUUCACGUCUGAUGAUCUGUGCAGUUUGUUGGAGUCACCCACAAACCAACAGCCGUCACUGUCGGACUCAGACGACCUGGAGGAGAUGGAGCGGCUGAGGAAGGAGCAUAUCGAGGCUCUGCGGGAGAUCAAGAGGCUGCAGGAGCAGCUGGUGGAGUCUCAGAGAGUUCACCAUCAGAUGGAGGAGGAGCUCAGCAAAGUGAAACAGGAGGUCAAGCUCGGAGCGGAGGAGAGUCGGGCUCUGAGGACUCGGAUCCAGCUGGCCGAGGCGGCUCAGAAGCAGGCGAGGGGGAUGGAGAUGGACUACGAGGAGGUGAUCCACCUGCUGGAGGCCGAGAUCGCCGAGCUGAAGACUCAGAGAGUGGAUCAACCGCCGUCCACCAAUAAGGAGGAGACGGACGAACUGAAGAAGAAAGUCGCCGUCCUCGAGUGUCAACUACGGAAGAGCGAAACGGCCAAAAAGGGCUUUGAGAUGUCGACCGGAAAACUGCUGAGCUUUGUGGAGAACGUCCAGGAGUUCCUGCUGGAGAGUCACGGACCCACCAAGAGCUACAGCUCUGGAGACGUUAAAGUCGGAGCGUCGUCUCAAGGUCUCCCUCCUCGCUACAAAAAGAGUCCCUGGACUUCAGCCACGCUCGCCCAGGAGGCGAAGGAGCUCACAAGGACUGUCAGAGCCAUCCUGGAGGUCGACUUGCUGACCUUCUAGAAGACCCGACUGUAGGAGAACAAAGUCAGCAUGGCUCUGAGACGUCAGCAGGAAAUCAACAAGCCAACCUGUGAACCUGAACUCUUCCCUGACAGCUCCUCGCCUCCUCAGUACCUGCUAGCAACGGACUCACGUCUGAACUCUGCAUGAAACACUGUUCUGUUUCUGUCAAGCAGCACAUGUAUCAGUGCACAUAUUCUGAAUAGUCAGUACAAACUGAACAGUGGCUUUAUUCCAGUGUUUUAACCUGAACCAUGUGGAAAAGAACGCUUACGUGCAGACGGUGUGCAACUACACAUGUACGAUUUAAUCAUAGCACUUAAAAACGGAAUGGACGCUUCAGUUCAUGGUCCAGGUUAAUACAGAUGGAGACCAGUGUAAGGUUGUUGGACGACACCAACGUUUAAGGUUUGCCUGUUGGUCACCUUAUUAUUUUUGGGUGAUAGUAAUGGAACCAAAACUGUCGGCUUUACUGUAUGUUGAGACGUUUCUGACCUUUUAUCCCCACACACCCUCCUGAUUUUCCCGUCUUCUGGGGUCAUAGAUCUCCGGUUCUCCAGAUUUAAAUUUAAUAGUUUACGCCAGUGAAUUAAUUAUUUAUUCCUCAUUCUUUCCUGAGAAUAAGUCAAAUUUAAAGUAAUGAAAGAUGAAAUACACUGGAGUCAAACCUGCUGAAAAUCAACUCAAACUUUGUUCUGUAUGUUGCUGAGUUGUGUUCUUAAAUUAUCCCAAAUGUUUUCAACGAUGGUCAAACAGAGAAAGUUUCCUCAAGGUAAAGGUGCGUUUCAUUUAAUCACCUGUUGCUGUAACUUCCGCAGAGUCAGACAGCGAGACCAAACAUUUGUGUCGGAGUCACAAGUCAGAUAAUGCUGCCAGAUUACUUUACUGUACGUUAGCCGUAAGCUAGCAAGCAACGACAUGCACCGAGGGUCAGCCUCUGAGUGAACUCAGCACCCAGCAGAGAUCCUGGUUCUGGUUCUUUUGCCCUCUCCUCUCUGAAACGUGACGUUGACGUUACACAGGAGUGAAGUUCAGAAGUCAUCUCUGAGCUCUCGUCCCGUCAGUAAACAGCUCCGGAUCAGAGCAGAAUCUGAUGGUCCAGACGGUCUGGAUCGGAACCAACGCUCUCCUCUUGAAACAACACUAAAACAUCUUUUGUUGCAGGCUGGCUGGCAUGUUAGCAGCUGGCUCACAAACUAGCUAUUACAUCACAUCAUUACAUCAGGAUUUGUCAGAGAUUGUCAGCCAAGAUAUUUAAAGCUGAAAGGCAUCAAAAUCUCAGCUACAGUGAUCAAUGGGCAAAACUCCCCAAGCGUUGGUGUCGUCCUGUAGGUUUUACCUCACCUCUGUCUCUUCAGCAUCAAUAAAUACCUUCAUUUAACAAGCAAUAUAAAACAAUAUACGACUUAUAUCAUAUGGUUGCCAUUUACUGUAGUGAACGUUCUGUCCCGGAGCUAGAAGACAACUUCCUGUAGCUUCUGUCUGUCUCACUGUUGUUUAACCAAUGUGUAGCUUUGUGUCCGAGUGGCUGAACGCUUGUGUUCGUGAAGUAGAUUAGCCAACAAAACAAAGCCUAGCAGCAUCACCGAACAACACGGGAGGACAACAGCUCGCUCACCUGCCAGCACGAGGUCAGGACGGACGCAGGGAGGCGAUUAACGAGCCGCGACAUUCAUACGGAAAUACAGAGCAGCAAAGACGAUCGGACAGUUCCAGUCUGAUGGGACGCUUUAGACGCUUUUAUCAUGUUUGGAGUUAUUUGCUGUUUGUCCUUUAUCUUUUUCUGAGUAAAUAUUCUGAAACAAACUC
Acanthopagrus latus (yellowfin seabream) is the source of this 4197-nucleotide messenger RNA. RefSeq names its product syntaxin-binding protein 4-like. Gene Ontology annotation, cellular component: cytoplasmic vesicle. NCBI's taxonomy places the organism in Eukaryota, Metazoa, Chordata, Actinopteri, Spariformes, Sparidae. Gene Ontology annotation, biological process: regulation of insulin secretion involved in cellular response to glucose stimulus; insulin receptor signaling pathway. Bases 340 to 2388 code for a protein of 682 amino acids. The transcript has 21 exons. Gene Ontology annotation, molecular function: syntaxin binding. The record is from RefSeq and is a predicted model, not a curated record.